AUGGGUGGCCGAUGUUGCAGUGGCCACAAGUUCUGUCUUAGGUCAGGCAACCAUACAUUCUGGCCUAGCCGGAUACUGGAUGUCAUGCCUGACCUUUUACACGGCGAGAGUGUUACCAUUGUUUUGAGAGAGAGAUCCGACUUCCAUGCCAAUGUAGAAGCAGCUAUGCAGGGUCCCCGAGAUCGUUAUGGAACUCUGAGCCAUCGCUGGGGCCUAAUCCACCUCAUUAUGACCACAAAAUCCACCAUCGAGUGUCACAAAAGGGGUAUAAAGCUAGAUGAACUCCCGAAGACAUUCAAGGACACUAUUUCAAUUUUUCGAUCCCUGCACAUUCGCUACGUAUGGAUUGAUAGCCUUUGUAUAGUUCAAGAUGAUGUCCAGGAUUGGCAAAGAGAAUCGGCUCAAAUGGCGGCGGUGUAUUCGAACAGUUAUCUCAAUAUCGCUGUCACUGCUGCAGCUGAUAGUAAUGAAGGUUGUUUCUACUUACGAACAGUGAAACAUGGCACUUCGGCUGCAGAACCGCGAUCGAUCCCCAUCGUUGGAACGAUUCAUCAGAGAUACAAUACUGGCAAUACGCAAGAUUCUGCAUCCUCUGAUACUGAAGCGAUGCCACUACUAUCGAGAGCAUGGGUCUUCCAAGAGCGACAACUAGCUCCACGAACUGUGCACUUCCAUCCUUCGGAGCUGAUCAUGGAAUGCAACUCUGCUUUCCGCUGCGAAUGUGCUGAUUUGGAGAACGUGCAUGAUAUGUCCAGAUACAAUCUGGCUGGUCUCAGCUCUGUUGACAUCAGCAAUGUUCAUAAUCGAUGGUUUUAUUUAGUCCAGGAGUACUCGACUCUAAACCUUACGAGAUCUUCAGGCAGGCUGGUAGCUCUCAUGGGUGUGGCAAAAACCUUUCACGAUCGUCUUUCCUGCCAAUACGUAGCAGGGAUCUGGACAAGUGAUAUUGCUAGAGGACUCCUAUGGCAUGUGAGAAAACCCGUGAGGGCUAUUUGGGAUCGUAAGAGCAAGGGAAUUGUACAUCGACUUCCAGACGCACUGAGCUUCGCCCCGACAUGGUCUUGGGCAUUUUUGAUACUCGAUCAGGCAGGUACUUCUAUUAAUUUUACAGCGCUCAAAGAUCCCACCUUGAAGCAACACAAGCUUUUUAAAUAUGUUGCUACGAAUAUACCAGAGUCGAUAACAGAUUUCUUCUCGACAACCGAACCUCCGUUCUUGAUGGUUCGAGGAUUGCUGACUAUGGCAAAAAUAUACCAUAGACGGAAACAAGGCCCCUUAGGAAAAGAUGCUACACUCGAGUUCACAGUCCAAGGGAGAUCAAAAAAAGUAAAGCUUGGUUUCGAUCUCGACGUAACUGAUCGUCGAAGCACUGGUGUAAGAAGUGGUAUUAUGGUGUAUUGUUUACUCAUUGGCACCGCCGAACAACGCUAUGUGGAUAAUUCCAUUAGAAUACCAUGGUUAUUAAUUCUGGUGUGCGCUCUAAAGAGCAAUGGAGACUAUGAGCGCUUGGGUAUUUGCGAUGGUCCUACUGGUACCAGAAUAUUUGAAAAUGCCCCUGAGAAGACUUUGAAAUUAGUGUAA
Molecule: messenger RNA, 1581 nt
Organism: Sclerotinia borealis F-4128
Lineage: Eukaryota; Fungi; Ascomycota; Leotiomycetes; Helotiales; Sclerotiniaceae
Source: the annotation of a GenBank genome assembly